This is a messenger RNA of Onychostoma macrolepis, 2037 nucleotides long. It is a transcript of the gene cbr4, whose product is annotated as carbonyl reductase 4. NCBI's taxonomy places the organism in Eukaryota, Metazoa, Chordata, Actinopteri, Cypriniformes, Cyprinidae. The record is from RefSeq and is a predicted model, not a curated record. Gene Ontology annotation, molecular function: oxidoreductase activity, acting on the CH-OH group of donors, NAD or NADP as acceptor; quinone binding. Bases 163 to 876 code for a protein of 237 amino acids. Gene Ontology annotation, biological process: fatty acid biosynthetic process. The transcript has 6 exons.
ACACUAAAAUAAAAACAAAUAAAGCCUAAAAGCAAUAGAGCCUUGGACGAAUGCAAAAACUGAGCCAAACUAAAAGCAAAAGCCAGACAGUGUACAAGAGCUUAUGAAUUAAAUAUGAUAUGUCAGGAGGAAUUACCCACCACUCUUUGAAAGAGGGUCGUGAUGUCCAGACUGGCUGUAGUGUUCGGGGGUUCGCGUGGCAUUGGGCGAGCAGUUUCUCAGCUGUUAGCACAGAGGGGUCAUAGGGUUGUGGUAUUGUCUAGGAACAAGGAGGCUGCACAGGUUACAGCUGGAUCUCUCCCUGGAGAAAAACAUUUGGGUCUAAGCUGUGAUGUCUCUAAAGAAGAAGACGUUCAGAAAGCAUUUGAGACCAUCAGUAAGACCUGUGGCACUGUGGGAUACCUGGUUAACGCAGCUGGCAUCAACAGAGAUGCAUUGUUAUUGAGGAGUAAAUCUGAAGACAUGCUGUCUGUUCUUCACACCAACCUGCUGGGCUCAAUGCUGACGUGCAGAGGUGCUCUACGGAGCAUGCUCAGUCACGGAGGAGCUAUGGUCAACAUAGGCUCUGUGGUGGGUGUGAAGGGUAACUCUGGUCAGUGUGUGUACAGUGCCAGUAAAGCCGGACUGGAAGGAUUCACACGCUCACUGGCGAAGGAAGUUGCUACCCGGAAUAUACGAGUGAACUUGGUGGCUCCAGGAUUCAUUCAGACGGACAUGACGGCAGGGCUGGAGAAGGAAGAUGUGGUGAGAAGAAUUCCACUGGGCCGUUUUGGGGAACCUGCAGAGGUGGCCCACGCGGUCCUUUUCCUCCUGGAGUCUCCUUAUAUCACAGGACAGCUUCUGCUCGUGGAUGGAGGACUACAGCUGGUAUUGUGAUGAUUUCUGCCAGCAAAGCAUACGAGCCAAUUGCAUAUUUUUGUUGUGCUGAUGAUGUACAAUAUCUGCAUCAAAUCUUGAUAUUGUUAAUCACCUCCUCAUCGCUCUGUGUCAUCGGAGUCACACAUAUAUCAUUGUGUAAGAGCAGUUUUGGCCCAUCUGGAUUGAAUUAAGGUUAUUUUUAGUUCACUGGAGUUUUUGGGUUAUGGCUCAUGUUCCAAUACUUGGGAUGACAGAGGUCACAGGUCAACAUGUGGAGGAUAUGACUCACUUUGUGAUGUCAUUUCAGCAUUUAAAUAAGCUGUGUGCAACAUUACACUUACAGAACCCCGAACUCAUGUAAAAUAAUUUAUUAAAAUUAAAAUGUAUUAAAUCCUGGCCUUUUCACCAUCAUAAAAAUACAGAUUACCAAGAAAACCAAGUCAGCUUUGAGAGAUGUUUUUGCCAAGAGCAACUGGACUCAACCCAGACUCAAUUUCAGAGACGUUUAUUUAUUGUACUAUUCAUAAACCAAAAGAGAAUAAGGAGAACAGUCCGUAUACAGGCACAGGUUGGCUUGGAAAACAGAAAAUAUUGCAAAGUAAGAACCUCCUAAAAUAUGUCUAUUUGUAGGAUAAACAGCUGUGCAAGAAAAAAAACAUAUGCAGAUCACAGGCUUAUAUGUGUAUAUUGUUAUGCUAUAUUGUUUUGUAUAUAUAUAUAUAUAUAUGUUGCAAAUGUGUGCAAGAUGACGGCUAAAUUAUUUGAACUGAGUAUCUGAUACUCCACUGAUCAAAGCUAAUAUCAUUACGAAUGCGUUACGAAAUAUGUUUGCUUAAAGUUGCUUAAAAAGCCAAUGAAAUAGAAUUGAUAAAAACAGUAUCACAUUUUUGCAUGUUUCUGUAAUUCCAAACCUGAAAACUGAAGCCUACCUGUCAAAGCAUUACCAUCUUUCCAUGCACCAUCAUCAUUAAAAUCAAUAAUACUCGUAUAAAUCCCUCCUUCUUCCCCAUCAGCCCAUCCUCCACAAACGUGCACGCGCCAAUUCUGUUUCCUGUACUUCCAUCAUAGUCAUUCCUCAUUACUCUCGCUUCCAUGGAAACACAAACUGUCCAAACCUGUCAGUCAGCCAAAACUUACAAAAAUCUCAUCACUCAUGUUAAUGACAUAUCAGUCUCCGCU